Molecule: messenger RNA, 348 nt
Organism: Pseudocercospora fijiensis CIRAD86
Lineage: Eukaryota; Fungi; Ascomycota; Dothideomycetes; Mycosphaerellales; Mycosphaerellaceae
Exons: 2
Coding region: 1-348 (115 amino acids)
Source: RefSeq, a predicted model, not a curated record
AUGUCAUCCGUUUUCAACAUCCAUACUUACUGGCGGUGCCUGGUUGACGAUGUCAAGACCGAAAGGAGCUGCCAUUUCGCUAGUUUGAAGAAGAGAUGGGUGAGGAAGAUGGAGGUAAGUAUGUUUCCAAUGCCUGGAGCACCAAGUCAGCCCUCGGUCCGGCUCGUAGUAUUGCACCUGCUGGUCCAUGUCAAGAAUCAGUCAGCUGAUGAGUGCAUGGCAGUCCUCCCCUCGUCCGCUCCGAAUGUCAUUUGUGGCAUUUUUGUGGAGCAGGCAAGCUCAUUAUUACCUUCCAAGAGCUCAGAGCUGAACGCCAAAAGUGGCAAUUUUGCGGAACGCCAUGCCUGA